GUCCAAACGUGACAAUACUGACACAUAAUGGAUCCGUACGCUGCACCACACAUUCCACCACCAGGAGGAGCUUCUCCACCACCAGGAGGUGCCUCACCCAUAAGAUCACCAAGAGAUCGUCGUGAGCGCUCCGUUUCACCACGUAGAUCAUCCGAUCCUUAUAGCAGACACCGACGCCCUUCCCACCGUGAUGAUUAUCAUAAAGACGAUCAUCGAGGUAGCAGACACCGAGAUGACUACUAUGAUCGCUACAGAGAAGACCGCUAUGAUCGAGGUUAUGACCGAGGUUAUGAUCGCGGUUAUGAUCGCUACGAUAGGGAUUAUGAUCGUUAUGGUCGCCCUCCGUCUCGCCACGGUCCUCCCUCCAGAGGUAGACCAAGAAGACCAGUGUAUCGCGGUAAUGAAGAUGAUCGAAAAUCGUCUACAACCAUCUAUGUGGGCAACUUGCCUUACAGUUUCAGAGAACCGGAUGUGUCUAACCUUUUUGAACGCUAUGGAAGAAUCAAAAAGACUACUGUUCUGCUUGACAACAUGACUGGAAAGAACAAAGGUUUUGCCUUCGUUGAAUUUGAAGAACGUCGCGACGCAGAGGAUGCUUUUGAUAAAUUCGAUGGUUUUAGUGUUGAAGGACGUCGAUUGAAGCUUGACUGGGAUGUUGGCAUUGACAAGAAGGAAGAUCGUCGUCCCCCUCGCCCUGCUGGAGACCGUGAAAGUUCCCGCGGACCAAUCGAUCGAGCAUCCCCACCCGUUCACUCUGAAUCAGCGCGAGGUUAUAGUCCGGAUUAUGGACGAGGAAGAUCAGCUAGCCCAUAUGAUAGACGUUGAGAAGCGCCCUCAGAUGCGACGUUGAUACUGUUGAUUAAUUGUGUGGACAAAAAGAGAGAUAUUUUCCCCCCAAACAAAUGAAAGCAUUGGACUAUCAGGCGUGCAGCUCCCUUAAUGUUGAUGACGAGAAUAUUGUGUGGAUAUGAUGAUAAUGGAUGCAGAGUUAUGGUAGAAAUAAGAAAUGUUGGUAUAUGGUUGCGG
Molecule: messenger RNA, 1026 nt
Organism: Umbelopsis ramanniana AG
Lineage: Eukaryota; Fungi; Mucoromycota; Umbelopsidomycetes; Umbelopsidales; Umbelopsidaceae
Exons: 6
Coding region: 28-825 (265 amino acids)
Molecular function (GO): RNA binding
Source: RefSeq, a predicted model, not a curated record